Cuculus canorus (common cuckoo) is the source of this 1370-nucleotide messenger RNA. RefSeq names its product isocitrate dehydrogenase (NAD(+)) 3 non-catalytic subunit gamma (gene IDH3G). The transcript is spliced from 13 exons. Gene Ontology annotation, biological process: tricarboxylic acid cycle; isocitrate metabolic process. Gene Ontology annotation, molecular function: NAD binding; magnesium ion binding; oxidoreductase activity, acting on the CH-OH group of donors, NAD or NADP as acceptor. The record is from RefSeq and is a predicted model, not a curated record. Bases 172 to 1317 code for a protein of 381 amino acids. NCBI's taxonomy places the organism in Eukaryota, Metazoa, Chordata, Aves, Cuculiformes, Cuculidae. Gene Ontology annotation, cellular component: mitochondrion.
AAUGGCCGCCGCGACUUAUGUGGCGCGAGGGGAAGUGCGGGGCAGAAAUCUCGCGAGAUCUAACGAGAGGCAAAAAAGGGAAGGAUAGAAGACUCGCGAGGUUUCAGCCCCGUCGCGGGGACGGCCGAGGCGUAGGCGCAAAGUCUCGCGAGAACAGCGGGCGGAGCGGCCAUGGCGGCGGCGCUGGGUGCGGCGCGGCGGCUCCGGUUACCGGCGCUGCUGGCCCCGCGCUCGGUCUGCUUUUCCCAUGAUGCCGAGCGGCGCCACCUCCCGCCCCAACCCCGUAGCAUCCCCCCCCCGGCCAAGUAUGGCGGAAGACACACGGUGACGAUGAUCCCCGGCGACGGCAUCGGCCCUGAGCUGAUGCUCCACGUCAAGGAGGUUUUCAGACACGCCUGCGUCCCGGUGGAUUUCGAGGAGGUGAAGGUCGGCGCGGAGGCGCCCGAAGAUGACGUCCACAACGCCAUCAUGGCCAUCCGCCGCAAUGGCGUUGCCCUCAAGGGAAAUAUUGAAACCAACCACAACCUCCCGCCCAGCCACAAAUCCCGCAACAACCUCAUCCGGACCAGCCUGGAUCUGUUUGCCAACGUCAUCCACUGCCAGAGCCUGCGCGGCGUGGAGACGCGGCACCGCGGCGUCGACAUCCUGCUGGUGCGCGAGAACACCGAGGGCGAGUACAGCAGCCUCGAGCACGAGAGCGUGGCAGGGGUGGUCGAGAGCCUCAAGAUCAUCACGGCCGGGCGGUCGCGCCGUAUCGCCCACUACGCCUUCCGCCUCGCCCGCGCCGCGGGGCGCCGCAGCGUCACCGCCGUGCACAAAGCCAACAUCAUGAAGCUGGGGGACGGGCUGUUCCUGCAGUGCUGCCGCGAGGUGGCGGCCGAGUACCCCGAGAUCACCUUCCAGAACAUGAUCGUGGAUAACACCACCAUGCAGUUGGUGUCACGGCCGCAGCAGUUUGAUGUGAUGGUGAUGCCAAACCUCUACGGAAACAUCGUCAGCAACGUCUGCGCGGGGCUCGUGGGGGGCCCCGGCCUCGUCCCUGGCGCCAACUACGGCCACGAUUACGCCGUCUUCGAGACCGCGACGCGGAACACGGGCAAGAGCAUCGCCAACCGCAACGUGGCCAAUCCCACCGCAGCGCUGCUGGCCGCCUGCAUGAUGCUGGACCACCUGCGACUACACAGCCACGCCUCCAUGAUCCGCCAGGCCGUCCUCGCCUCAUUGGAUGACCCCCGGACCCACACGCCCGACAUCGGGGGACAGGGCACCACGUCGGGCGCAGUGCAGAGCAUCCUCGCCCACCUCCCCCGCUCCUAAGGGCCCCCAAGACCUGCCUGGGGCCCCCAAUAAAGAGAGGCAGGGAGCCAGGA